CUCGCCAGACACAUCUCCCAGGGCCUCGGCGGGAUAAAACUGGUUGGCGAUGCCAGGUGGAUGGGAGCAAACUUCAGAAGGAGGAAGAGACGCCUGGGCCCUGGGCACCCUCAGGGGCAGACCCAGGCAGAAAGGGCCUGAGGCCAGCCGGCCAGGGUAGUGGCGUGGCGGCCGGCGCUGCCAGGACCUGCGUAAGAAAGCCGCUGAGUGUUCCGCAGGCUGUGAGCGACUCCCCGGCGAUGCCUCACAACUCGAUCAGAUCCGGCCACGGAGGGCUGAAUCAGCUAGGGGGGGCCUUUGUGAACGGCAGGCCUCUGCCGGAAGUUGUCCGUCAACGCAUUGUGGACCUGGCCCACCAGGGUGUAAGGCCCUGUGAUAUCUCUCGCCAGCUCCGGGUCAGCCACGGCUGUGUGAGCAAGAUCCUCGGCAGUAGGUACUACGAGACUGGCAGCAUUCGGCCUGGAGUGAUAGGGGGCUCCAAGCCCAAGGUGGCCACCCCAAAGGUGGUGGAGAAGAUAGGGGACUACAAGCGCCAGAACCCGACCAUGUUUGCUUGGGAGAUCCGGGACCGGCUUCUGGCAGAAGGCGUUUGUGACAAUGACACUGUGCCCAGUGUCAGCUCCAUCAACAGAAUCAUCCGAACCAAAGUGCAGCAGCCAUUCAACCUCCCCAUGGACAGCUGUGUGGCCACCAAGUCUCUGAGCCCAGGACACACACUGAUCCCCAGCUCAGCUGUAACACCCCCAGAGUCACCCCAGUCGGAUUCCUUGGGCUCUACCUACUCUAUCAACGGGCUCCUGGGGAUUGCUCAGCCUGGCAGUGACAACAAGAGAAAGAUGGAUGAUAGUGACCAGGACAGCUGUCGUUUGAGCAUUGACUCACAGAGCAGCAGCAGCGGUCCUCGAAAGCACCUUCGUACGGACACCUUCAGCCAGCACCAUCUCGAGUCACUUGAGUGCCCAUUUGAGCGGCAGCAUUACCCGGAGGCCUAUGCCUCCCCCAGCCACACCAAAGGCGAGCAGGGGCUGUACCCACUGCCCUUACUCAACAGUGCCCUGGAUGACGGGAAGGCCACCCUGACACCUUCCAAUACACCUCUGGGACGCAACCUCUCGACUCACCAGACCUACCCUGUGGUGGCAGAUCCUCAUUCACCUUUCGCCAUAAAGCAGGAAGCCCCAGAGCUCUCCAGUUCUAGCUCCACCCCUUCCUCUUUAUCUAGCUCCGCCUUUUUGGAUCUGCAGCAAGUCGGCUCUGGGGGCCCAGCGGGUGCCUCGGUCCCACCCUUCAAUGCCUUUUCCCAUGCUGCCUCCGUGUACGGGCAGUUCACGGGCCAGGCCCUCCUCUCAGGGCGAGAGAUGGUGGGGCCCACGCUGCCUGGAUACCCACCGCACAUCCCCACCAGUGGACAGGGCAGCUAUGCCUCUUCUGCUAUCGCAGGCAUGGUGGCAGGAAGUGAAUAUUCUGGCAAUGCCUACAGCCACACCCCGUACUCCUCCUACAGCGAGGCCUGGCGCUUCCCCAACUCCAGCCUGCUGAGUUCUCCAUAUUACUACAGCUCUACAACAAGGCCGAGCGCACCGCCCACCUCUGCCACGGCCUUUGACCAUCUGUAGUUGUCAUGGGGACAGUGGGACCAACCAGGCAACAGGAGGACUUGGCCUGAGACGGGCCCCAGAGAGUCACACAAAGGAAUCUUUAUUUAUUACAUGAAAAAACAAAAAACAAAAAAAACCAACCAAACAAACCACAAUUCCAGCAUUUGCGGCUUACUCCCUGUGUGGUCAAUUAAAUGACCCAUGAAAGUCAGGAUGACCUUGAAGAAGGCCAGACUGUCCUCCAGGAUUUCUUUUGUGAGGGACAGGCGUUCCAGGACACAAGAACCAUCCCAUUUCAAAAGAGACACAAUUAGAGGAAAACUGUACCCAGGCUGGUGGUACCCACCGAAGGAGAGAAAAAGGGUUCACAAAGAACUUUGAGUCCUGUCUGAGGGUGUGCAAGGGCCACCAGUAUACUCGUAAUCACUACAACUCCAGCAGUUAUGGACUUUGGUAAGCAAGCCCUUCUGGCACACAGUCUUAGCCCAGGGCCGAGGCUCUGCCUGUCCAUCAUCCUAGGAGCUGUCACCUUCUUUAGCCUCUACCAUCUCCUGGGCAAAGUCAACCAGCAACUUUCUGGGGAUGUCAGCUGACCGUCCCUUUCCUGUUGCUGUGAGCAUCCGCACACCCACCAGCCUCUCAUCCAGCCGGUCAUCCCUUUGGCAGCAGCGAAUCUGUCCCCUGGGCAGUGCAAGGGAAGCUCUGCAGAGUGCAGCAGGACGUGACAGCUGGGACCACAUCCUUGUCUCAACAGCCCCGCCAAUGCAAGUGUGCUUUCUGCAGCGCCAGCCCAUGCAGCCGCCGAAGAGACCCUGAGGCCAGCAACAAGAUUCCCUCUCUGGCUCCUCAGCUCCUUACCCACACACAACCUCACUGUAAAUACCGCAAAUGAAGCUCUGUUGGGGUCAAGCUUUCCCCUUCCCAUCCCCCCCCCCCCCAGACUUUGGCCUCUGAAUUGUCUCCCUACUAUGUUGGGCUUUUCUCCUUGAUACUUUUUUUUUUU
Messenger RNA from Acomys russatus (golden spiny mouse), 2601 nucleotides. It is a transcript of the gene Pax8, whose product is annotated as paired box 8. Bases 240 to 1616 code for a protein of 458 amino acids. Gene Ontology annotation, biological process: anatomical structure development; regulation of transcription by RNA polymerase II. Gene Ontology annotation, molecular function: DNA-binding transcription factor activity, RNA polymerase II-specific; RNA polymerase II cis-regulatory region sequence-specific DNA binding. The record is from RefSeq and is a predicted model, not a curated record. Lineage: Eukaryota; Metazoa; Chordata; Mammalia; Rodentia; Muridae. The transcript is spliced from 12 exons.